AGAGUCCGCACUUGAGCGCAUUCCUUGACGUGGAGGUCGGUGUACCUCUCCAAGGAUUUGAUGAAGCCCGUUUGUUUAAAAGUUUAAUACGUUCAAAGAAACUUUUUUUUGAGAGAGAGAGAGAGAGCGCACGCACGGAAAGCUACAAGGUCUGGAGUUAUAUCGGUGAACUGCUCCGUUUGGAGAAAGACAGAAGCGCGACUGCGCUCACAAUUUCACUGCUUCGAAGUUCAGGGCUGAGCAUGGAGAAAGAAAGAAUCUACACCAUGAAGGUCUUUCUCACUCCGCUGAUGCCCUUUCUGCUCUUCCUUAUUGUUCCUGAUGGCACCCUGUCCAGUGACUGCCCGAAGGACUGCUCCUGUUCCACGCCAGAAUCCAUCUUGUGUUUCCAGAGACGCUCCUCUACCAUUCCCAAGGGAGUGUCCCAUUCCACAAAAAGCCUCUACCUAUUUUCCAAUGGCAUUGAGGGCUUGACAUCUGAGGACUUUGAUGGUCUGGAGAACCUGGAAAUGCUGGACCUCAGUCAAAACAAAUUGACUGAACUUCCUGAAAGGGUGUUUGAACAUUUGACCUCUUUGAGAAACCUGGACUUGUCAUCCAACCAGAUCACCCACAUUUCAGGGGAAUGCUUCCAGGGUAUGGUACUGCUUGAGCGCCUUUAUCUGUAUAGUAAUCAUAUUAAGACCAUCCACCCUGCAGCUUUUAAUGGCUUGGUGCACCUACUAGAACUGAAACUGCAGGGCAACCAGUUGACAUCCCUGCCUGCACUCUCAAUGCCUCAGCUGCUGCUGCUGGACCUUCGCUUUAAUGUCUUACCCACCUUGGGUCCAUCAGACCUCCAGACCCCAAACCUGGAGUCACUUAAAUUGGGUGGUGUGGGGCUCACCAGCCUGAAUGAGGAACUCAUAGGUAGUCUAAAGAACCUCCACGAACUGGACAUCUCAGAAAACCAACUUGAGUCCUUCCCGUCAGUGUUAAAGGAGACCCAGGGGCUGAUUCACCUUAGCUUGGCUGGGAACCCAAUGGGUCCUCUUAAGGUUCAGGAUCUUCAGAACCUAGGAGAGCUGCAGGAGUUGGAUAUUAGUAGCCUCAGUCUGCAGGGCCUCCCUGAAGAGUUCUCCCAGCUCUUACCCCACCUCAGAAAGCUCACAGUAGCAGAGAACCCCUUCAACUGCCUCUGCACCUUAGCGUGGUUUCCAAGAUGGCUAAGAACACAGAGCAUCACCCUGGAGAGAACAGAGGAGACCCGCUGCCAUUUCCCACCUAUCAAUGCUGGAAAGGUAUUGGAAAGACUGGAACACAGGGAUUUUGGUUGUCCUACCACAACUACAGUCACCACUAGUACUGUCAAAACUACUACUACCCUGCCUGUUCCUGUCACAACGUUUCCAAGUACUACUAGAGCUAUUCCCGUCCCCAGGGCCAGUAACAACCCCACAGAAGAUGACGACUAUCCCCUGCCCCCUGUCCCUGCAUCCCCCAGUAGCAGCAGCAAGGAUCCAGAUGAGGAGCAGCAUUUCUGUCCCUCUCACACCUGUCUGAAUGGAGGUACUUGUCAUUUGGACCAGCAUGGUCAGAUAGAGUGUAGCUGUCCACAUGGCACCUCUGGCAUGUAUUGUGAAGUCCAAAACAAUCCCCCACCUUCACCACCUGAAGCUAAAAUUACCAUGGAAACUAUCACUGUAGACACAUCAGACAUCAGCUCACAUCAAGCAACUGCAACCUCAAUCCUGCUGGACCUCCACCGCUACAUUGAAAUGCGGCCUUACAUCCGUGGAAUCCGCCUAACCUAUCGCAAUCUCUCUGGGCCAGACCGCAGGCCGAUUCAACUCAGCCUCCCAGCAACCUUCCCGGAGUACAGACUUAGAGGCCUGAAGCCAAACUCCACCUACACCGUGUGUGCCAGUCCACUAGGUGCCCCUAGUGGCAUUGACAGUGUCUGCACUGAGGCCCAAACAGCCGCUGAAACUGUCAGGGGCCAUGAUGCACAAUUUGACGAUCAGAGACUGACCACUAUGCUGGUGCCUGCAAUUGCUAUCUUGCUACUGCUGGUACUGAUAGCAAUAGCAGUGGGAGUGGUAUGCUAUCUCCGCAGGAAGAGGGCCAAGGGCCACCUGGACUUAGACUGUGAGCCCUCUCAGUUAGAGUUGGAUGGCGUUAAGGAUGGAUUGGAUAAUGGGGCACUGCCUCAAAAACAGUCCCAAAUUAUGAUCCCUGAACCUGCUGUUCAGACUGGCAAUCUGGAAUAUGAGGUGUUGCUACUACAGGAUCACUGUUCAUCAAAUAACAAUAUGUCUUCACACAAGCCUUCCUACUUUUGACACCUGGCUUUGACAACUCAGCCUUAAAGAAGGAUUUAAAUUCUUCAGCUCAGUUUUCCCCACUGGUGAAAUACAGAGAGCAGCAAAGGAGGACACCGUAUCAGCCAGCCAACCAGCAAAAGAGAAACUGGACAUAUGGUUUACUCAAUGCCCUCCGGUUGUCUAAGUAGACAUUAAACAACUUCAAAAACAUUUGUAUGGACAAAAAGCAUUGAAAGUGCCUCUACUCCAUUUACAUGCUGUAUCCUGCUUUAAUAAUAUUUCCUCAUUCACAUCUUGGACUGGCAAACUAUCAGCUCCCAUGCUAUGAUGUUGAUACUGAUGGUGAGAAGUCAAGGGCUGAAAGCUAGGGUUAAGAGACAGUGACCCUUUGCCCUCCUUAUGUGUUCAUAAAGGAGAGCGCACUGAAAUGGGAUUGUGUUGCGUUUUUCUCCAUCACAACAACCCAACUAAACACUAGCAGCAAUUGUUUUUGCUGCAUGUUGCAACUCCUCAGUACUACCCCAAAGGGAUCAGUGCUUGCUGUGAAUGACCUUUAAGACACCAAAUGAAGUCGUGCAGAGAAAAUAGCUGAUGCUUGUAUUGCUUUAUUUGGCUCUAAAACGCUUGUGACUUUUUUUGUAUGUAUGUUUUUUAUACCUAUGUCUUUAUGUUAUUUUUUUUAACAUUGUGACUGUUAACAGCUCUCUAUACCCUCCACCCCCCACCUCUUGUGACUACCAGACAAAACAGCCGAUUAAAAUCUUUGAAGAUUAAAACUCGUUUGGUACCAGUAAAGUCAAUCAAAGAGAUUUGCCCCCAGAAUGUCAGACAGUCUAAGUAGACGUGAGUCUGGACAGACUAAACCCCCCCUUCACGAUUCUGCCCUCAGCCUGCUUUACCAUCACAAAGGGAGAACGUAAGCAGGAUUACAAUAGGUACAGAGGAAAGCAGUUGACUAAACCCCUUCUGUUUCAGUGCUGCACUGAGUUUCAACCAGUUUAGAGCUUGCCUUAAUUACAGUAAGCACUCACAUGACUAUACCACAGCAAAAGAGAACUUCAGAGGUUUUAUUUAUUAUUUAUAUUCCCUGCAAGGGAAAUUCUGUUUUAUCCCUCAACCACAAUUCACAUAUUACAUACUACUUGGCCUGGCCCACAACAAGAAAAGCAAAUAAUGAUUGUGUAUUGUGUUUCCCUUGAGUAAAAAUAGCCUACUCAAUGUAAUGCUGUGCAUAAUUUCUCCUUGGCAUGGGGAGUCCCAGUUUUGCUCACUUGCAACCAGCCAGACUAUGGAAAGGCCAGAGGCACAGGACAAAAAACUUCAGUGUUUAUAUUGUUGUAUAGAGGACAAUGAGACUUGCAAAGUGGGAGAUACAGACACAGAGUGAUGAGAUCCAAAUCUGUGAAUACAGGGCAAAGAAGGAGUCAGAGUGUGUGUGUGUUUGUGUAUGCGCGUGUGCAUGUAGAUCUGUCAACUUCAGUGCAAGUACAUGUUCUGUCUUGUGCAAAGACCUGCAGACAUCAAGUUACUAUCAGUUACCCCCUCUUUGUGCCUGCAUGCGCAGGAGUACAUUAAGCCCCAAACAACUUUACUUAUAGGCAAACACACCAAAGACACAUCUGUGAAUAUCGGUAAAGUUACUUUCCUACAGUAUUUCCAGCACACAAUUAACAGUUCCAUGUUAACAAAAGGCUUUGACAGCCCACAAAAAAAACAAUCAAGCAAUACAAACUGGAAUAUUUGUCUGUAAAAUAGAAUACAUUGAAGAUAACCAAAAGUAUUUUCAAUGUGAUUGUUAAUUUUUCCCUGUUUAUUUUGGGAACCUUGUUGUCAUUCAUUGUCUUUUUUUUAAUCUGUGAACUUAUUUGUACAAGUGAAAAAGUGAUAUUAUCAUUAAAUGAAUAUCCAA
Molecule: messenger RNA, 4212 nt
Organism: Morone saxatilis (striped sea-bass)
Lineage: Eukaryota; Metazoa; Chordata; Actinopteri; Moronidae
Gene: vasnb
Product: vasorin b
Exons: 2
Coding region: 243-2321 (692 amino acids)
Molecular function (GO): protein binding
Source: RefSeq, a predicted model, not a curated record